This is a messenger RNA of Zymoseptoria tritici IPO323, 527 nucleotides long. RefSeq lists its product as uncharacterized. The record is from RefSeq and is a predicted model, not a curated record. The coding region runs from base 21 to 230 and encodes 69 amino acids. Lineage: Eukaryota; Fungi; Ascomycota; Dothideomycetes; Mycosphaerellales; Mycosphaerellaceae. The transcript is spliced from 3 exons.
ACCCUCACAAAGUCGCAAUCAUGCCUUCAGGUCAAGGAGCUGGUACGAACCCCAUCCACAACAAGAAGCCGAAAAAGGCCGCAAAAGGCGAGGAGGAUGAGGAGGACAAGGCUUUCAAGUUGAAGCAGGCGGCUGAUAAGAAGGCUCGUGAGGAGUUGGCGAAAAAGGCGGGUGGAAAGGGACCGAUGAAUACUGGCAACCAGGGGAUCAAGAAGUCGGGGAAGAAAUGAGAGGGCUGUGAGGACUGGGAGAUGUGCGGAAGUCAGCGAGUUUUGGAAAGAGGUCGGUGGAGAAGAGCACAUGCGCGAGCGAAAUGGAGAACGAGCAGGCGGAUACCACGUUUUGCAUAAGAUACCACCACCAAACAACCGGGAAUUUCGGCAGACGGGGAACCGUCGCUGCAGGCAGUCAGACAACGUCGACUAAAUGUCGUUCAGCGACCGCGAUCCUCUGGCCUUGACUUUUAUACACGCCUGCGUGCGCACAUUGAGUUCCUGCAUUCACUUUUACCAUUUCUUCUCCUCCCG